Pieris macdunnoughi is the source of this 5142-nucleotide messenger RNA. The record is from the annotation of a GenBank genome assembly. Lineage: Eukaryota; Metazoa; Arthropoda; Insecta; Lepidoptera; Pieridae.
AUGCAAACCAACCUCAAGACUAAAGAAAUGUUUAUAGUCAGGGCUUUAGAAAAGAUUUUGGCUGAUAAGGACAUAAAACGCUCCUACCAUAGUCAGCUGAAAAAGUCUUGCGAAGUCGCUCUUGAGGAAAUAAAAGCUGAGUUAAAAAAUGGUGGUCAAGCAGAAACAUCAGAAAGUCCUACAUCGGGCACAUUGCCAUUACCCAAAAAUGAUGCAUCCAAUGUUAUUACAGCAGAAAAAUAUUUCUUACCAUUUGAACUAGCAUGCCAGAGUAAAGCAUCUCGAAUAGUUGUGACUGCUUUGGAUUGUCUCCAGAAGUUAAUUGCUUAUGGACAUUUGACUGGAAACAUUCCAGACUCAACAACACCAAGAAAACUCCUUAUUGAUCGAAUCGUCGAAACUAUUUGUAGCUGCUUUAAUGGCCCACAAACAGAUGAAGGUGUGCAACUGCAAAUUAUUAAAGCCCUACUAACAGUUAUUACAAGUCAACAUGUUGAAGUUCACGAAGGCACAGUGCUUCUUGCUGUUAGAACCUGUUAUAACAUAUACUUGGCUAGUAAAAACCUUAUCAAUCAAACCACAGCCAGAGCCACUCUUACCCAAAUGCUUAAUGUUAUAUUUACAAAAAUGGAAAAUCAGGCACUUGAAGCAGAGAAUAAUACUAAUAAUCAAUCUAGUGAUGUAUGUCACAAAAUUCCUAAUGGCAAUAUAGUCUCAGAUGAAUCUAAUCAUGUUUCUAAUGAAGAAAACAAAGAUGCACUAAACACAGAAGAGGCUAUUGAUGAUGUUUUAGAAGCCAAGAUAAUCGCACGGCAAAUUGUUGACUCGGUAAUUGAUAAUGCUAUAUCAAUUGCAACAAAAAAGAAGACAGAAGAAAAUGUUGAAAAUGUUCCUGAUAAUAAUGAAAUCCCAUCUGAUACUCAAGAUAGUCACAGUGUAUCACAAGAUAGUAAUGGGCAAGUUCAAAGUGAAACACCCAUCCCUAGAAUACCAUCACAAGAAAGUGUUGAUGUAAUUUCAGAGAAUGAUAAUUCUGUUACUGCAAAAUUCACUCAUGUUUUGCAAAAAGAUGCAUUCUUGGUAUUCAGAGCUUUAUGCAAAUUAUCUAUGAAGCCACUACCUGAAGGCACCCCAGACCCUAAGUCACAUGAGCUAAGAUCCAAAAUUUUGUCCUUGCAUCUUCUACUUUCUAUCCUUCAGAAUGCAGGUCCAGUAUUUAGAAAUAAUGAAAUGUUUAUAACAGCAAUUAAACAGUAUCUCUGUGUAGCUUUAUCUAAAAACGGAGUUAGCUCUGUGCCUGAAGUCUUUGAACUUUCUUUAGCUAUCUUCUUAGCAUUACUUCAGAACUUCAAGGUUCACUUAAAGAAGCAAAUUGAAGUUUUCUUCAAGGAGAUUUUUAUGAACAUCUUAGAGACCACUAGCUCCACUUUUGAACAUAAAUGGAUGGUCAUUCAAGCCUUGACAAGGAUUUGUGGAGAUGCUCAAAGUGUUGUUGAUAUUUAUGUCAACUAUGAUUGUGACUUGUCAGCUGCAAACUUAUUCCAACGAUUGGUAAAUGAUGUUUCUAAAAUUGCACAAGGUAGACAAGCAGUUGAACUUGGUGCGACUCCAAAUCAAGAAAAAUCCAUGAGAAUAAGAGGACUAGAAUGCCUUGUUUCAAUACUAAAAUGUAUGGUGGAAUGGAGCAAAGAGUUGUAUAUUAAUCCAAACAUGCAGACAACUCUUGGUGAGAGACCUGUGAGGGAGGAAUCCGACCAUCAAAGUAUUAAGUCACAUGGGGGUUCUAGUGUUAGUUUAAUUUCUACUGGUUCAAGUAACAUUGGAAAUAGAGAAACUUUAGACUCUCCUGAACAGUUUGAAGUGUUGAAACAGCAAAAAGAGGUGUGGGAGACUGGAAUUGAUUUAUUCAACCGAAAACCAAAAAAAGGUGUAGCUUUUUUGCAGGAACAAAGUUUACUGGGGACAUCCAUAAAAGAAAUAGCAGAGUGGUUACUGACUGAUGAAAGACUUGAUAAGACAUUUAUUGGAGAAUACUUAGGGGAAAAUGAUGAUCAUUCUAAAGAAGUAAUGUAUGCUUAUGUUGACUCAAUGAACUUUGCUAACAUGGACAUUGUAGCUGCUUUACGACAUUUUCUGGAAGGCUUUAGGUUGCCUGGAGAAGCCCAAAAAAUUGAUAGAUUAAUGGAAAAAUUUGCUGCACGGUAUUGUGAAUGUAACCCAACCAACACACUUUUUACAAGUGCGGACACAGUUUAUGUAUUAGCAUUUUCCAUUAUAAUGCUAACAACUGAUUUGCAUUCGCCACAAGUAAAGACUAAAAUGACUAAAGAACAAUACAUCAAGCUAAAUAGUGGUAUAAGUGAUAACAAUGAUUUACCUCGUGAAUAUCUAUCUCAAAUAUAUGAUGAAAUAGCUGGCCAUGAAAUUAAAAUGAAGAACACCUCAAAACCUGGGAAGCAUAUGUUUACCAAUGAAAAGAAGCGUAAAUUUACUUGGAACAUGGAGAUGGAACAAAUAUCCACUGCUGCUAAAAACUUAAUGGAAUCCGUGUCACAUGUUCAGACACCUUUCACUACAGCCAAGCAUGUUGAGCAUGUGCGACCUAUGUUCAAAAUGGCAUGGACCCCAUUUUUAGCCGCAUUCUCAGUGGGAUUACAGGAUUGUGAUGACCCUGAAAUAGCCUCAUUAUGUUUAGAUGGCAUCAGAUGUGCAGUAAGAAUUGCUUGUAUAUUCCACAUGUCACUGGAGAGGGAUGCAUAUGUACAAGCGUUAGCGCGUUUUACACUACUAACGGCCAAUUCCCCCAUUACAGAAAUGAAAGCUAAGAAUAUUGAUACAAUAAAAACUUUGAUAACAGUGGCGCACACUGAUGGUAACUACCUUGGAUCUAGUUGGUUGGACGUGGUCAAAUGCAUUUCACAAUUAGAGCUCGCACAGCUUAUCGGUACUGGGGUGCGGCCCCAGUUUCUCUCAGGAUCUGGAAUAAAACCUCAACCGGAUGCAUUAAAAUUUAGUCUGAUGGCCUUAGAUCCCAGUGUAAAAGAACAUAUUGGGGAAACAAGUUCUCAGAGCGUUGUAGUCGCUGUCGACAGAAUAUUUACAGGAUCAACCAGACUGGAUGGAGACGCUAUUGUUGAUUUUGUAAAAGCCCUUUGCCAAGUAUCUCUUGAUGAGUUAAGCCAUCCGUCUAAUCCUCGUAUAUUUUCUCUGCAAAAAAUUGUUGAGAUUUCAUACUACAACAUGGGGCGUAUCAGGCUCCAAUGGUCUCGCAUUUGGCAAGUGCUUGGCGAUCAUUUUAAUAAAGUGGGAUGCAGUAGUAACGAAGAUAUAGCUUUCUUCGCGGUUGACUCCUUGAGACAAUUGUCCAUGAAGUUUAUAGAGAAAGGUGAAUUUGCUAACUUCAAAUUCCAAAAGGACUUCCUGCGUCCUUUCGAACACAUAAUGAAAAAAAAUUGUUCACCGACAAUCAGAGAUAUGGUGGUCCGCUGUAUCGCACAGAUGGUUAAUUCACAAGCACCGAACAUAAAAUCUGGAUGGAAAAAUAUAUUUUCAGUAUUUCACUUAGCAGCCAGUGACCAAGACGAAUCAAUCGUUGAUCUAGCAUUCCAAACGACAGGAAAAAUUAUUACUGACUUAUACGAAAAACAAUUUCCAGCCAUGAUUGACUCAUUCCAAGACGCUGUUAAAUGUCUAUCAGAGUUUGCCUGUAAUGCUAAGUUUCCAGAUACAUCGAUGGAAGCUAUAAGACUGGUUAGAUCUUGUGCGAGUGCCGUUGGUGCGUCUCCACAUUUGUUCGCAGAGCACGCGGGCCUGGAGGGAGAACCUGGGGCCCCAGAAGAAGAUAGAGUCUGGUUGAGAGGAUGGUUCCCUCUACUGUUCUCACUCUCGUGUGUUGUGAGUCGCUGUAAGCUUGAUGUACGAACGAGAGGACUAACUGUCCUCUUUGAAAUUAUAAAAACGCAUGGUGAUGCAUUCCGUCCCCAUUGGUGGAGAGAUCUUUUUAAUAUAUUAUUCAGAAUUUUUGACAAUAUGAAGUUGCCUGAACAUCAAUUAGAAAAGAACGAAUGGAUGACUACAACGUGUAACCACGCGUUGUACGCCAUAGUGGACGUGUUUACACAAUAUUUCGACAUUCUAGGCUCCUUAUUGUUAGAGCAGCUGUACGCACAACUGCAUUGGUGCGUUCAACAAGACAAUGAACAACUUGCUAGAUCGGGUACGAAUUGUUUAGAAAAUCUAGUCAUAUCGAACGGAACGAAGUUCACCGAGGACACAUGGAGCAAAACGUGUCAAAUUAUGUUGGAUAUAUUUAAUAGUACCCUUCCUACAUCAUUACUGACUUGGAAACCUGAAGAAAACGAAGAUGGAGAGAUCCAGCACGUGCGACAUGGUAUUCUUAAAAAACCACAAGGGGGUGACGAAAUCAAAUCAUCGAAUCGCGUGUUUAACAGCCUUCUCAUAAAGUGUGUCGUACAGUUGGAACUCAUUCAAACUAUUGACAAUAUCGUGUUUUAUCCUGCGACCUCAAGAAAAGAAGACGCAGAGACUUUAGCCUUAGCAGCGGCCGAAUUGACGGGUGGACAUCCGGGGACCGAGCAAGAAUGUCAGAGAGAAGAACAAGGCAUGUAUAGGCUGCUAAGCUCGCCACACUUACUACGUCUGGUAGAAUGUCUUAUGUGCAGUCAUCGGUUCGCCAAGACAUUCAAUACUAAUAAUGUGCAAAGAAAUGUAUUGUGGAAAGCAAACUUCAAGGGUUCAGUGAAACCCAAUAUGUUGAAACAGGAGACGCAGUCGCUAGCGUGCGUAUUGCGGAUACUAUUAAAAAUGUAUAGCGACGAGACCCGGCGAACUCAUUGGCCUGCGGUACAGAACAGCCUUAUAACUAUAUGUUGUGAAGCCUUGGAGUACUUUGCAGGACUUAAUAACGAAGCCCAUCGGGAUGCCUGGACCUCCAUCCUGCUUCUCAUUCUCACCCGGAUAUUAAAGAUGCCCGAUGAAAGAUUUGCGGCGCACGUGUCAAAUUACUACCCCCUGCUGUGCGAGAUCACCUGCUUCGACCUGAAGCCGGAGCUUCGGUCAGUUCUUCGACGGGUCUUUAUACGAAUCGGUCCAGUCUUUAAUAUAGUUUCCAACACGCAAUAA